Molecule: messenger RNA, 693 nt
Organism: Pyricularia oryzae 70-15
Lineage: Eukaryota; Fungi; Ascomycota; Sordariomycetes; Magnaporthales; Pyriculariaceae
Exons: 1
Coding region: 1-693 (230 amino acids)
Source: RefSeq, a predicted model, not a curated record
AUGUCUUGGUCCAUUCGGCCCUCUCAGUCCGACAACUCCGAACCCACCCCGGAAUACGGCGAGAGGCUUUCCCUCAUGAUCCAGAGCAGCGACCCAAAGCUCGACUUGGUGCGACACAAAGCCGCCGAGAUACUCGACGCCAUACGCAGAGACUAUGCACCCCGGAACUUGCCUGAGCUGGGCACAAUCCACAUCUCCGCAGGAAUGGACGUCCGCCUCGAUCUGAGCGACCCCAUUGACGCCUUUCUCCUAGCAGGAACCUGGGCGAUCCACCUCCUCGUCCGAGCCUUGAUUCUCGAAUUCACAGACGCACAAGAGAGCCUUGAGCUGACCCGAAACCUGCCCGUGGCCCUGGUCAGAGUCUGCCGGACCUUCAUGGCCCACCACCGCGCAGACUCGUACGUCUUCCGCGACCUCCUCGUCGCUCGAAUCCUCGAGGCGAUCGCCAUCGUAGGCGAGAUCAACAGCGCCGGGCGGCCCUGGAGGCCUUCCGGGGUCGCUGGGUGGUUGACCUCGUGGGCGGUGACCAAGACGCUCGACAGGGAGCUCGAGGAAACGUCCAAGGCGGUGCUGAGCAGGAUGCUCCGAGACGUGGGCGUGCACACCCUCGACGAGUGGGAGACCCCCACCGACGAGUCGUAUUGCCUCUGGCUCUUUGGGAGGGCGGAUUGGCUGACGAGGGGCAGCGGCUAA